Messenger RNA from Anguilla rostrata (American eel), 1295 nucleotides. Its product is annotated as ankyrin repeat domain-containing protein 60-like. The record is from RefSeq and is a predicted model, not a curated record. Gene Ontology annotation, molecular function: protein binding. The coding region runs from base 87 to 1295 and encodes 402 amino acids. The transcript is spliced from 4 exons. Lineage: Eukaryota; Metazoa; Chordata; Actinopteri; Anguilliformes; Anguillidae.
CGAACGAGUCGCUGCUCACGCACCAGCGCUCGCAAGAUGCUAAAAGAGGACAAGCUGCUAACAUUAUCAGAAGCUUCAAGCAGGCUAUGUCGAAGCCUUCUGCGAUAACAUCGUCUAGACAGCUGUCACUUCGGGCUUCAAAUGUUGAACCGUCAAGCUCACGCUCGAGACAGACCUGGUUCAGCGUCAGGGUCCGCUUGCACGAUACCGGAGAGCUGUUCCUCGUUCCAAAGUGCAGCUUCAGUAUGAAGAUUAGAGAACUGAAGAAUGUUCUGGAACUGGUCGCUGGAAUACCCACAGAUUUCCAGAGACUGUGCUACCUGGACAAAGGUGUCUUGAUGGAUGAAACCUCAUUUCGAUAUAAUGGCAUUGUCCCUGGAAGCACACUCUCCUUGAUGAUCUGGCCCUAUAGUGGCUGGCCAGAGCUGGUCAAAGCUGCAGCCGCAGGCAGUGUGAAUACGCUGAAGAGUGUGGUGUUCAAACAAGCCCCCUUCUCUUCUUCUAAGUCCAAUGAGGCUGGCAGUUUGGCAGCAUCCUGGCUCUCCCACCGCCUCUUCUCCGCCCUCUUCAUAAGUGUUCACCGAGGACACCUGCCUGCCGUCCGCUUCCUGUUACAGAACGGUGCGGAUGUUCAGGCCCAGACCCCUAGGGGGCGUGCGGCGCUACACGCGGCGGCAUCGCGGGGCCAGGCUGACUGCAUGCGGGAGUUGCUGGCCAAGGGGGCGGAGCUGCACCUGCAGGACAGGGAGGGGCUGACGGCCAUAGGCGUGGCCAAGCGUCUGGGACAGGGGCGGAGUGUCGGCCUGCUUUUCCUGUGGGACUGGCAGCAGAGGGCUAAGGGCCUGGGGGCCACGCCCCCCCUGCAGGAGGGAGAGCUCUUUGCCCAUCAGUGUUUCGAUUCCUGCCUGAAAACUUGGCUGUGUGGGCCUGAGGCUCAGCAGUACAGAGCUGACCUGCAGGAGAGGGGCCGCCCCAGGGGCCCUGCAGGGGAGGGGCAGCUCCAGGGGGCCCUGCAGGGGAGGGGCAGCUCCAGGGGCCCUGCAGGGGAGGGGCAGCUCCAGGAGCCCUGCAGGGGAGGGGCAGCUCCAAGGGCCCUGCAGGGGAGGGGCAGCUCCAGGAGCCCUGCAGCAGAGGGGCAGCUCCAGGGGCUCUCUCCCAGGGCUCCUCUGAACAUGGACCCAAGAGGAUCCCAGAGAACCUUGAUGACAAGGACAGCGAAGAGUUCUGACUGCAAGAAGAGGAUACAGCAAAGCCCCCAAACAGGAGUUCAUAUAGUUGAAAAUGUGACUUUAUAA